CCAAAAUAACGGACUUUUCCCCCCCUCCUCUAGUCUUCAUAAGUAAAACACGAGAAGAAUGCAUGUUGUUGCGAACUAAUUUGAAGUCAUUGGAGAAGUUGCAGGCGCUGGUAGCCGUCAGGAUUCCGCAAGCUUUCUUUCUUUCUUUUCAAUUUGUGUUUCUUUUUGAAGCAUGUUUUGACGACGUGCAGACUGCGUGAAAUUUCCAGCCAAAACGACUUCUUGCUAUUUCUAAUACUUUGACUCGAGCAACGAGAUGCCACGGUGGAGGUUCAAAGUGCUGCUGCGACUGCCGCUGCUGGCGGCGGUGCUGCUGUUCAACGCGGCGGGGGGGACGGAGAAAAAAGUCAAUCCGGAGUCUUGGCUGCAACAAUAUGGCUACCUUCCCCCAGGGGACAUGCGGACCCACGCUCAGCGUUCCCCUCAGUCCGUCUCCUCGGCCAUCGCCGCCAUGCAGAGGUUCUACGGCCUCACGGUCACCGGCUCUUUUGACACCAACACCAUCGAGGCGAUGCAACGACCUCGCUGCGGUGUGCCGGACAAGUUUGGUGCCGAGUUGAAGACCAGCUUGAGGAGAAAGCGUUACGCCAUCCAAGGCCUGAAGUGGACUAAGAACCAAAUCACAUUUUCAAUACAGAACUACACGCCAAAGGUGGGCGAGUACGAGACCCACGAGGCCAUCAGGAGAGCCUUCAAGGUGUGGGAGAGCGUCACCCCGCUGCGAUUCACCGAGAUUCCCUACCAUUACAUCCGGGACAAGGUGGAGGAGUUUGCCGAUAUCAUGUUAUUCUUCGCGGAGGGUUUCCACGGCGACAGUAGCCCUUUUGACGGCGAGGGAGGCUUCCUGGCACACGCUUACUUCCCCAGUGCCGGCAUUGGGGGGGACACCCAUUUUGAUGCAGCUGAGCCUUGGACUAUUGGAAACCGGGAUCUGACGGGCAAUGAUCUAUUCCUGGUUGCCGUGCACGAGUUGGGCCAUGCUCUCGGUAUGGAGCAUUCCAGUGACCCCUCGGCCAUUAUGGCUCCCUUUUACCAAUGGAUGGACACUGAGAACUUCCAACUUCCCGAAGAUGACCUCAGAGGCAUACAACAGCUUUACGGUUCGGGAUCAGGCCCUCAGCCCCCAUUUGUGACACCUCGAAUCCCAACUGACACAACUCCCAGUUACACGCCGGACAAACCUCAUUUCGGCCCAAAUAUUUGCGACGGACACUUUGACACCAUCGCCAUCCUCAGAGGAGAAAUGUUUGUGUUCAAGGAUAAGUGGUUCUGGCGAGUGCGAAACAACCAAGUGAUGGAUGGCUACCCCAUGCCUAUUGGUCACUUCUGGAGGGGUCUUCCUACUCUCAUCAACGCUGCUUUCGAAAGAGAGGAUGGGACAUUUGCUUUCUUCAAAGGUGACAGAUACUGGGUGUUUAGUGAAUCCGUUCUCGAUACUGGCUACCCCAAGAAGCUAAGAGAAAUGGGGACCGGGCUCCCGAAAGACCGGAUAGACGCCGCACUUUAUUACACUCCCACCGGACAGACCUACUUCUUCAGAGGAGACAAGUAUUACCGUUUUAACGAAGCGUCGCGGAGUGUCGACGAUGGCUAUCCAAGGCCCAUCAACGUCUGGCAAGGAGUGCCCGACAAUAUCAAGUCAGCCUUCAUGAGCAAAGAUCAAGCGUACACCUACUUUUAUAAAGCCAACAAGUAUUGGAAGUUCAACAAUCAGAUGAUGCGCGUGGAGCCCGGCUACCCAAAAUCAGCUCUGCGGGAUUGGAUGGGUUGUCCCAACGAAGACCCCAAGACGGACGGAGGAAGAGGCGGCCACGACAAAGACAAGGAACAGGACCACAACGACGACGACAAGGACAGAAGCCGAGACAGGGAGACGGACAAGGAGAAGGAGAGGGAGAGAGAGAGGGAGAGAGAGAGGGAGGAAACCGAGACAAAGGUGGAUCGCGAAGAGGACGUGGAGGAUACGGAAGUGAUCAUUAUCGAGGUGGACGAGGAAGGAAGGGCGGGAAGCGGAGUGGGGGCGGCAGCCGUGGUCAUUCCUUUGUUCCUGCUGGUGUGUGUGAUGGCAACGCUGGCGGCUUUAGUGUUUCUCCGUCGCUAUGGCACUCCUCGCCGACUCCUCUACUGCCAACGUUCCUUACUGGACAAGGUGUAGUUGGAACGGGAGAGGAGGAUCCAAAGAAAGAGAAACAAAUGGAAGGUGAUGUUGGACAAAAUAAGAUCAAAUGUGAAGAAGAGCAGCGCGCUUCAUUGUUGAAACCACUGCGAGGUUCUUUUUUUUGCUCCGUCACGCACGCACGCACGCAACCACUCGGGCCUUCCAUUUGGUUCUCUGUCCUUGCGGGGACUGACGCCAGCUCGCUCACGGCUGUUUGUUUGUUUUAGCCUUUUUCAAUGUCUACUUGUCAAGUUGACGUCAUCGGUCAGCGUUUGUGGCCUCUAAGCAAAUUGUGUGCUUGACCCCCCCCCCCCAGCAAUAUACUGUACAACACACACACGGUUCCUUUUGCACACACACACACACUCAUUCAAAAAGCCCAUUUUCUUUCAACCCCAAAGUCAUUGUGUUUUUUAAGCUUCCAGUCAAACAGAACCGAGCCAGUGUGAACCAUAAAAGGGAACGAAACCAUCAGCAUGAAACUUUUCCCUUUUUCUAUCAAUGCUGAUGUCGUCAUUAUUAUUAUGACUAUUACUAUUAUUGUUGUUGUCUGUGUAAUGAAUGCGUUUUUGUACAUUGUCAUUAAAAAGUCCUGCUGGACAGUGACAUACCGUUUUGAAAGUGGCCUUAAUUUUAUAUGUGGGAAUAGUGAAGUGGGGACGCGGGUGAUUAUUUGUUCAUGAAACUUGAUUGUUUUUAUUUGAUCUUCAAAUGAAAUAAAUCCAAAAUCUGGAAAAAAUGGCUUCCAUUUUUUAUUGUUUACCAUUUUAGAGUAUGGUGCUAAUUUCACUCGUCACGGGUUUAAGAGGACUCGCACAGCAAUGAUGAUGAUACUAGUGAUGAUGAUAAUAAUUUCGCAAUGAGAUUGUGUCUGUGUUCUUUACAUUUUGGACAUUUCCUGCAAAAUAAAGACCUAUCAAAAGUA
Syngnathus typhle (broad-nosed pipefish) is the source of this 3083-nucleotide messenger RNA. It is a transcript of the gene mmp14b, whose product is annotated as matrix metallopeptidase 14b (membrane-inserted). The record is from RefSeq and is a predicted model, not a curated record. Gene Ontology annotation, cellular component: extracellular matrix. Gene Ontology annotation, biological process: collagen catabolic process; skeletal system development; zymogen activation. Lineage: Eukaryota; Metazoa; Chordata; Actinopteri; Syngnathiformes; Syngnathidae. The transcript has 10 exons. Gene Ontology annotation, molecular function: metalloendopeptidase activity; zinc ion binding. The coding region runs from base 257 to 2155 and encodes 632 amino acids.